CUCUGUUCCUCUAUGAGAAGGAGGAUGUUGGGUGGUGUAUGCAUGUGGCAUUUGGGGCUUCUGUUUUUGGGGUUAGGAUGGGUGCAUGGACAAAGCCAGACCAACUUCACAAGGCCCAUUUUCCUGUGUGGUGGUCAUUUGGUGACAGACUCCGGUUUUGUGGCCAGUGAGGGUUUCCCCUCACAUUACAAACCAAACUCCAAAUGCACAUGGUACAUCACAGUCCCAGAGGGUCAUGUUGUGAUGCUGCAGUUUAGAAUGUUUGAUCUAGAGGCGGACCCCAUCUGUCGCUAUGACUAUGUGGAUGUCUAUAAUGGACACUCGUACACAGUCCAGAAACUGGGCCGGUUCUGUGGAACGUUCCGCCCUGGCGCCCUCAUUUCUACCUCAAACACCAUGAUGGUGGAGAUGGUGUCUGAUGGCAGCACAGGAGGAAGAGGAUUUCUCGCUUAUUUUAGUGGAGGAAAACCACAUGUUGAUGAGAAUCAGUUCUGUGGUGGCAGACUGACUAAGCCUCAGGGUUCACUGAAGACACCCAACUGGCCAGAAUCUGAUUACCCGGCAGGCAUCAGCUGCUCUUGGCACAUAUCUGUGGAGACCAACAUGGUGAUUGAGGUUAAGUUUGAGAAACUGGACUUGGAAUCAGACACAUACUGUCGCUAUGACUACGUGGCCCUGUUCAAUGGGGGAGAGACCGAUGACUCGCGGCGUAUUGGGAAAUUCUGUGGAAACUCGGCUCCAGCUGUGGUAGUGACCAAUGGAAAUGAGCUGUUGGUGCACUUCGUCUCAGAUCUGAGUGUCACAGCUGCAGGAUUCAUGGCUCACUACAACAGUAUCCCCCGUGGCACCCGCACACCCACAUCUGGCCUGGAAGCAGUAUCUAGACCUAGAGUCAAAACUACACCUACUAAAUCCAUUACUCCACCAGCCAGACCUAAACCUAAAAUUAAACCUACUGUAAGGCCCAGGUCGACACCAAAAUCUCCGAUAAGGCCUGUGCCACCCAGACCAACUCCUAAGCCAAGAUCAAAGCCCAUGCCCAAGCCCAAACCAGUCCGACCUAUUCCCCCAGCAAAGCCUACAACAAGAUCUAAUAAUAGAGUCACACCAAAACCUGCAGUAAAAGUGACAGCAAAGCCUAAGACUAAGCCAAGAGCUAAACCUGGAAUUAAGCAACUAAAGCCAACAAGUGCAACAGAAAAACCAAAAGUAAAGCCUGGUGUGAAACAAACAGCAAAACCAAAGACUAGUCCAAUCACAAAACCUGGGAACAAAACAACAAUAAAAGCAGCUUCGGUGGGGAACCCACUGUGUUCACUACCAUGCACGAGAAUAGGCACUCUUGUGACCCGUUUCUGCCCCAGUCAUUUUGUGCUGACUGGUAAAGUGACAUCGGUGACUCCAGGAACUCAAGGCAGUGCUCAAGUAGGCGUGUCCAUCAUGAAGAUAUUUAAGACAAGUAGACUUAAUAUAAAAAAGAGAGGAUCCACCAUGUCUGUCACAUUGACAGCAACAUGCAUGAAGUGUCCAGCACUGCGUAAAGGAGAGAUCUAUGUGCUGAUGGGUCAUGUGAAUGAUGAUGGGCUUGGCACUCUGACCCCAUCCAGCUUUGCCCUUCAGCAUAAGUCAGUGCAUGACAAAGCACUGGCCAAUCUCGCAAAGAAAUCAUGCUGACCUCACAGCCACCUUGACCAGUCGCAAUGGGGGAAACAAGUUUAAUCCAACCCACUCUGGAUUAUAGUACUUCACAACCUCAAAAUCAGUCAAAAUUAAUGGAAAUGUUCAAAUAAACUAAAUCCUUAAUUAUUAUUGAUAUUAAAUCUAUAUGCUAAUAUGUCUAUUUUUAUUAGCUGUGUUUUUGUACCAUGCAAACAUUUUGAUAUGACACAGUGUAUUCACUUUAAAUUAUCAUGCUUCUUCAAUUAAAGGAUUUU
Molecule: messenger RNA, 1934 nt
Organism: Myxocyprinus asiaticus (Chinese sucker)
Lineage: Eukaryota; Metazoa; Chordata; Actinopteri; Cypriniformes; Catostomidae
Product: procollagen C-endopeptidase enhancer 2-like
Exons: 9
Coding region: 13-1674 (553 amino acids)
Molecular function (GO): protein binding
Source: RefSeq, a predicted model, not a curated record